UCCUCUGGCUACCAUAGAGACGCACCAAGGCAACCCAGAGUUACUCGGACGACUGUAGCCACGGGAGACCGGUAAACUCAGGUACGCCAAAAAGAUGGCAGACAUCUUGCCACGGGGCACGUUUGUAUUUGGCAAUCCAAAGAGCGCCAUGGGGCAGUGGUUGCUAUGGGGCAGCUAUGGCCUCAGGAAUGCAGAAUAAAAUGUGACAACAAACAAACGGUCCUUCAUAGUUACUCCCAGUUCCAGCGUGUGACUCCCCUGCAUAUUUUUGGGCCACUUGCAAGACAACACUGCAGGGAGCCAGGUUAGAACACAAUGAUGAACAGUAGCGUCCAGACUACCACAGUCAGUGGGAACGGAGGCUCGCAACUGUCCACGUCACCUCCUGUUUCCUCCGAUCAACAACAACAACAGCAAACUCAGCAGCUGAUAAACUCGGGGCAGACCCAGAGUGCGGGGAUUAACAGAGGAGUCCAGAUCCAGGUCCUCGCCGGGAACCCUACACAUCAGCCGGCCCCUGGGUCAACGAAUCUUAACGAGGGGGCCACCUCUGUCAGUGCAUCGUCACAGGACAUUCUCUCUCAUCUGGGCGGGAUCAGGUUGGCUCCGGAGCACCAGCAGCAGUUGCUCCUGGCAGCUCAGCUCCAGCAGCAACUUAGAUCAUCCAACGUGGUUCUUCAGCCAACCCUCCAGGGAGUGACUCUCCUCUCCACCACCUCCAUCCCCACUGUCACCACUGCAACCACCUCGUCCACCGGCACGAGCGCAGUCGUAUGAAGGACACAGUAGUGGCAAGACGGGUGUGGUCCUCUGUAUCUGACAGAUCCAAGUACGUGUAUCAGCGGAGCCCAGGCCACCAUGAUGGGAGGAAUCCCACACACGGUGGUCCCCAGCACGGCCUACUACCGACAGACAGCUAACCACCUCUCAGGUCAAGGAUUAGGACACCUCGAGAUGGGCCCAACAAACCACAUGUCAAUGGCUCAUACCACUCGAGCUCACCCUGAAACUAUCCAGUGGUUACUGGAGAAUUAUGAGACUGCUGAGGGAGUGAGUCUGCCCCGCUCAACUCUCUACAACCACUACCUCAGGCACUGCGCCGCCAACAAAAUAGACGCCGUGAAUGCUGCCAGUUUUGGGAAACUCAUUCGCUCCGUUUUCAUCGGACUUAAAACCAGAAGACUUGGAACGAGAGGGAACUCAAAGUAUCACUACUACGGGAUACGGAUAAAGCCUGAUUCUCCUCUCAACACGUUCCCAACAGACGACAGUGUGGUCGCCAUCAGACAACCUCCCCAAUCAGCCCAGAGAGGGGAGUACCACACCGCCGAGUCGACUCCAGAAGGCCCCGAGGGAGCGUCGCAGCCAGCUGAGCUCACUCCACAUCAGCAGCACCGCCAGUACCUCGGAGACGGCCGGCCGGAGCUCGUUCCAUUCCCCGAGAUUGCCUGGUCCAGCUCUCCUCUCCCUGGUGGGCUCACACCGGAGGAUCUCGGUGAUUUCACUGCCAACUAUAGAGAACACUGUGAGGCUAUACUGGAUGUGGUGGUGAACCUCCAGUUUCAGAUGGUUGAGAACCUGUGGCACCACUUCUGGGCCGACCCAAAGCCUGCCAUGGAUGGGGCUCCGGACGAGGAGAUGGAACACCAGCUACCCAAAGAGAAACUCCUCCUCCUGACCAGUCUGGACCUCGUCACAGACUACAUCAGUGCCUGUGACUACCUCCUCUACCAGGGCAUCGUAGAUUUUCUCAUCCCCAACGUCCUCCGGCCAAUUCCAGGCACACUCACGCAGGCCAUCCGGAACUUUGCCAAGAGCCUCGAGUCCUGGCUCACAGGCACCGUCCACGGCUACUCCCCCAUUCUCGUCAAGUCCAAGGUGUGUUCCGUGGUGGCCUUCUCACAGACGCUGCGUCGCUACACGUCUCUCAACCACCUGGCCCAGGCAGCACGCGCCGUCCUGCAGAAUCCCUCUCAGAUCAGUCAGAUGUUGGCAGAUCUCAACCGAGUCGACUUUGCCAAUGUCCAGGAGCAAGCGUCGUGGGUGUGCGAGUGCGAGGAGACGCUAGUCGCCCGCCUGGAGCAGGACUUCAAGAGCACCCUCCAGCAGCAGAACUCUCUGGAGCAGUGGGCCUCUUGGCUGGAGAGUGUGGUCCACACCGUGCUAGAGCCUAUGCCAAUGGGGCCCAGUUCACCAAGGCCGCCCGGCAGUUUCUCCUCAAGUGGUCCUUCUACAGCUCGAUGGUGAUACGAGACCUGACGCUGCGCAGUGCCGCUAGUUUCGGAUCGUUCCACCUCAUCCGCCUCCUCUACGAUGAAUACAUGUUCUACCUCAUCGAGCACAAGGUGGCCAAGUCCUCCGGCAAGACCCCCAUCGCCGUAAUGUCAGAGUUCUCUGGCCAUUCAAGAGGAGUCUUCAGUCAAGUCCCCAGUAGAGGAGAUUCUAUCUCAGAUCUUCCAGAAGAUGAUGAAGCUCCUCAGAUCAAGCGGGCAAAGAUAAAGAUCUGAUCACCUCUCUCUCCCUCCCUCAAGAUCUGCUACACAAAGAAAGACACAUUCUAUUAUUAUUUUAUCACACAGAGAGAGCACCACAUGAUAGAGAGUUGCCUAUCCCCCACUUCACCUGUCCAUACAACACACGUCUCUCGCCUAUUGUAUAAUUAUACAUUAGCAUAUGUAUGUAUUUUAUGAAUGUACCUAUGAUUACUGUGUGUAUAUAGUGUAUUAUAUCAGUUAUUUGGCACAGAUU
Molecule: messenger RNA, 2748 nt
Organism: Geodia barretti
Lineage: Eukaryota; Metazoa; Porifera; Demospongiae; Tetractinellida; Geodiidae
Source: the annotation of a GenBank genome assembly